AUGUCUGAAAAGAUCCAGCCAGUUCCAAGUUCUGGAAGAACUUCUUCCACUAGGAGCAUUGAGGAGAAAAGAGAUGAAAAGACUUAUAGCAAGGGGUCUGCAGAGCUUCUGAGAACCACUAGCUCUUCGUCAGACGCUUCUCUUGACUCCAAGACCAUUGAGAAGUCUUUCGGCGUCAGAAAGUCCGAGACUUUGGUUAAACAAUACGACACUAACCUUCUUAGAGGUAUUUACUUCUUCUCCAUCUUCAUUGCCAUGUUUGUCAAUACCAUUGAAGGUAAUGUGACUGGUGUCUUCAUUGGCUUUGCCACAGACUCCUACAAACAACAUUCGUUGAUGAGUACCAUUGAUAUUAUCAAGAAAGUGAUUGCCGCCGCAUCUUUGCCAGCUUAUGCUAGAUUGUCCGAUAUCUUUGGUCGUGUUGAGUUGUUUUGUCUCUCUUUGGUUUUCAGGACUGUCGGCCUUAUUAUUAUGUCCCAGGCUAACGAUAUCAACCGUUAUGCUGGUGGAAUGGUAUUGUACUCUCUUGGUUCUUCUGGUGGAAGAAUGUUGUGGCAGAUCAACUUGUCUGACGCUUCCAGUUUGAGAUACAGACUUUUGGCUAUUGCUAUUUUGAACUUGCCUGCUAUCAUUAACACCUGGGCUUCAGGAGAGAUUGUCGACAGUUUGUUGGAUAGAUACAGUUGGAGUUUUGGUAUUGCCUUGUGGGCUUUCACCUUCCCUUUGUCUUGUAUUCCAUACUUGGCCUGCUCUGUCCAUAUGAGACUCAAGGCCAGAAAGACUGAAGAGUGGCAGACAAUUUGUGCUGAAGAGAAGGCUUCUACUGUCAAGUUGAACGAGAAGAUGGCCAGGUACGAAAGGGAGUUGGAGAAUGGUGCUUCUCCAGUCUGGAACUACACUAAGAGAACUUAUGCUUGUGUCUACUUCUGGACCAAGGAGGCUGCUUGGAGAGUCGACUUCAUUGGCUGUAUUCUUAUUAUUGCCAUGCUUGGUUGUCUCUUGGUGCCUUUGACUUUGGCUGGUGGUGUCAGCAAGAAAUGGGCUGAAGCAUCUACUAUUGUUCCUUUGGUGAUUGGUUUCUGUCUUAUUCCAUGUUUCGUGUUCUGGGAGAUGAAGCUUGCCACCAACCCAUUGAUUCCUUUCCCAUUGUUGAGAGACAGAGGUAUCUGGGCAGCCUUUUCCAUUGCCAUUCUUUACACCUUUAUCUCCAACAUGCCUAAUUCCUAUGCUUUCCCAGUGUUGUAUGUGGGUAUGAAUGCCAGUAAGGUUGUGGCCACCAGAACGCCAUUGUUGCUUCACUUCGUUUGUGCUUUGACCUUGCCAGCCAUUGGUUUCGUCUUGAGUAAGGUGAGAAGAACCAAGGGUUUCAUCUUGUUCGGUAUCAUGGUUUGGUUCAUUGCCAUGGGUCUUUUCGUCCACUUCAGAGGUGACAACGAUGGUCUUCGUGGUAAGUACUUCCGUGAUGGUGUUGCUGUGGGUAUGUGUUUGCUUGGAUUUGGUCAGGGUUUCUUCAACAGACUUGUUUCUGUCUCUGCCCAGACUUGUACAAACCACGAGUACAUGGCUUCUGUUACUGCUAUGUUCAAUGCUAUCUACCAGAUCGGUGCUUCCUUUGGUAAAUGUGUUUCUGGAGCUAUCUGGACCCAGACCAUGUACGAUACAAUCAAGAAACACAUGGUGGACUUGGGUGCUGACCCUGAGUUGGCUAAGGAUGCUUACAAGGCUCCAUACACUUUCAUUGAAACAUACAAGUGGGGCUCUACUCCAAGAAUCGCUGUUGUGUUGGCCUACGCUGAGGUCCAGAAGAAGCUCUGUAUUGUUGGUCUUUGUCUUUGUGCUCCUCUCUUGUUCUUCGCCCUCUUCUUGAGAGACCACUACUUGAGUGAUGCCCAGUCUUUGGAAGAAGUCGAUGAAGAGCAGCAGCCAACUAAUGCCGACACCAAGAUCUCCAAGAUGGUCUUUACCAACGAUAAUGACCCAAUCUUUAAUAUAUUAAGAAAGGGCUACAAUGCCUUGAAGUUCUGGUGA
Candidozyma haemuli is the source of this 2028-nucleotide messenger RNA. RefSeq lists its product as uncharacterized. Gene Ontology annotation, biological process: intracellular iron ion homeostasis; transmembrane transport. Bases 1 to 2028 code for a protein of 675 amino acids. Gene Ontology annotation, cellular component: endosome; vacuolar membrane. Lineage: Eukaryota; Fungi; Ascomycota; Pichiomycetes; Serinales; Metschnikowiaceae. The transcript has a single exon. The record is from RefSeq and is a predicted model, not a curated record. Gene Ontology annotation, molecular function: siderophore-iron transmembrane transporter activity.